This is a messenger RNA of Brassica napus (rape), 749 nucleotides long. Its product is annotated as 1,4-dihydroxy-2-naphthoyl-CoA thioesterase 1. Gene Ontology annotation, biological process: phylloquinone biosynthetic process. The coding region runs from base 121 to 597 and encodes 158 amino acids. The transcript is spliced from 2 exons. Gene Ontology annotation, cellular component: peroxisome. Lineage: Eukaryota; Viridiplantae; Streptophyta; Magnoliopsida; Brassicales; Brassicaceae. The record is from RefSeq and is a predicted model, not a curated record. Gene Ontology annotation, molecular function: 1,4-dihydroxy-2-naphthoyl-CoA thioesterase activity.
GUCAUUUCCAACAAAGCAAAUUCAAUUCAUUUCGCACUUCUUUUCUAAACCUCUCUUUUAUCAUCAUCUUACAACUUCACCUACCUAACCUUCUCUUUCUCUCGCUUCCUCUGAAAGCAGAUGACACAAAUGGUUUCUGCAUCGUCCAAGACGAAAGCUUUAGACCCCCCUCUUCACGCCUUAGGUUUCGAGAUCGAUGAACUAUCUCCCACCCGUGUCACUGGUCGUCUUACCGUUUCUCUAAUCUGCUGCCAGCCUUUCAAGGUGUUAAACGGUGGUGUGUCUGCUUUGAUCGCCGAGUCUUUAGCAAGUAUGGGAGCUCACAUGGCUUCCGGUUUCAAAAGGGUCGCUGGAAUUCAACUCUCCAUAAACCACGUAAAGAGUGCCGAUCUGGGAGACCUUGUCUUCGCCCAAGCAUCCCCUGUAAGCACAGGCAAAACCAUUCAGGUCUGGGAAGUCAAGCUUUGGAAGUCAACACAGAGAACUGAGAAGAAAAUAUUAAUAUCUUCCUCCAGAGUCACACUUCUAUGCAACCUUCCUGUCCCAGAUCACGCCAAAGAUGCAUCAGACCUGCUAAAAUUGAUCUCCAGAUUGUAGAUUUCAAAGCCUUCUUUUUCUUUCUGUCUAUAUAUAUGAUUGUGUUUAUCUUGCUACUGGCUUCUUAUUGUCACUUGUAUGUAUCAUCAUCUAAACAUCUACUCCUUUUGGGUGAUAAUAAGCUAAAAGUGGCAAAACAUAGUUAACUGUAA